CAAGGUCCACUGUGUUGUUGUUUGCCGGCUUUUCGGUGCCGUGGUAUUGGUGGUGGUUAGAAAAUAAAAACGCUCCCCGUGUAUAGUUAAAACGAUGAACAUGUGCCAGUAGGUGCUAAUCAUCGAACGAGGCAGGUCGUUGAAACCAGAUAGAUAAGGAUCGUCAAGAUGGGAUUUCUGGGCCCGGUCACAUUCGGAGCCAUCGUCUUGCUGGUGGCUUUUUCGUACAAGCAGUAUCGGGAUAUGUCCAGCCCACUUCCGGUUCCGGAGCUCGAUCUUAAACAAUACUGGGGCCCUGGAGACGGAAAAUCGUACAAAGAAGACACAUCCAUCAAACCGUUCAAGGUAGCUUACUCCGCUGAGGUGAUCGAAAAGCUACGCAGCAAGCUGAGCGAUGCUCCAAAUUUUGCUAAGCCCCUCGAGGGUGUUGGGUUUGAGUACGGAUUCAACAGCAAUCGGCUACAGGAAAUAUUGAAGUAUUGGCGUACCGAUUACCUUGGCAAAUGGACUGACCGUGAGAAAUUCUUCAACCAGUAUCCUCACUUUAAGACACAGAUCCAAGGACUGGAUAUCCAUUUCAUUCACGUUAAACCGAAAGUGUCAGCAGGCACUAAAGUGUAUCCGCUGCUUUUGUUGCACGGUUGGCCCGGAUCUGUACGGGAGUUCUACGAAAUGAUCCCUAAACUGAUCAACAAAGAAGCCGGUCAGGACUUCGUGUUUGAAGUUAUUGUACCCAGUUUACCGGGCUACGGCUGGUCCCAAGGAUCAUCCAAACAAGGAUUGAGUCCAUCGAAAAUUGCCAUCAUAAUGAAAAAUUUGAUGACCCGGAUCGGCCAUCCGAAAUUCUUCGUUCAAGGCGGCGACUGGGGAUCUUUAAUCGCUAGCAUUUUGGCUACGUUUUUCCAGGAUGACGUUUUAGGAGCUCACAUGAACAUGUGCGCUUUGGAUAGCCCGACCGCCAUACUGAAAACCGUCAUCGCCAGCUAUUUCCCUUCAUACUUCAUCGAAGAGAAAUAUGUCCCCUAUUAUUUCCCUGCUCUUCCAAAAAUGAAGGAGCUGAUAGUCGAGUCAGGAUACAUGCACAUCCAGGCCACCAAACCGGAUACCAUUGGCUCGGUUCUCGUCGGGAAUCCCAUAGGACUUGCAGCGUACAUUCUGGAGAAAUUCUCGACCUGGACCAAUCCGGCCUACCGACAGCUAGCCGAUGGAGGUCUGGAGAAGUACUUCACCAUGGAUGCUUUGCUGGACAACAUCAUGCUGUACUAUCUUACCGAUUCCAUUACCACCUCGCAGCGAAUCUACGCCGAAGCUUUCACGGGGCAGGAGAUGGCCGUUGGAAUUAGUCGUAUUCCGACUCGAGUACCCACGGGAUGUGCCAAAUUUCGUUAUGAGCUGGCUCACACUGUCGAUUGGGCCCUCAAAGAUCGCUUCGUCAAUCUGAUUCACAGCAAACAUUUCGAUGAUGGGGGUCAUUUUGCUGCCAUGCAGCUGCCAGCCGUCCUAGCCAAAGACUUUAUCGAGUUUGUGAAGAAAAUUGAAAAAGUUAACCUGUAGGCUAGGUCUUUUGUGAGAUAUGUUACAUCCAAUAAACAAAUUAUUUCUGUAAUAA
Molecule: messenger RNA, 1609 nt
Organism: Uranotaenia lowii
Lineage: Eukaryota; Metazoa; Arthropoda; Insecta; Diptera; Culicidae
Product: juvenile hormone epoxide hydrolase 1-like
Exons: 3
Coding region: 169-1554 (461 amino acids)
Biological process (GO): epoxide metabolic process
Molecular function (GO): epoxide hydrolase activity
Source: RefSeq, a predicted model, not a curated record